Messenger RNA from Rhipicephalus sanguineus (brown dog tick), 1451 nucleotides. Its product is annotated as reticulocalbin-2. NCBI's taxonomy places the organism in Eukaryota, Metazoa, Arthropoda, Arachnida, Ixodida, Ixodidae. The transcript has 6 exons. The record is from RefSeq and is a predicted model, not a curated record. Gene Ontology annotation, molecular function: calcium ion binding. Gene Ontology annotation, cellular component: endoplasmic reticulum. Bases 194 to 1195 code for a protein of 333 amino acids.
GCGCACCGUUGUCUGGCUAGCGGUAUCGUUAGUGGAUGCCUGUGCUGUUGUUUUGUUACGGCACUUCGUCGUGUCUUUACGGUCCGUAGUGAAAGAAGUAGAAGCUGGCCAGAGGCAGGACGUAGUCAUCGCCUGAAGGAACUUGAUUGUUCGCAAUCUGUGCUCGAAAGUAUCGGUGGACGAUUGAACUGCGAUGGGCCCUCGUGAGUUACCGACCGGUUUAGUAUGGGUGGCAGUGUUCCAGGUUUUGUUGAUUGUAUUCGACGUUUCGUGCCACGGUCACAGUCACCACAAUGAACUCAACAAAGAACGUGCGCAAGACGGUGCAGUCGGAUCCAGGGGCCAAAAGCACCUCGCUUCCGAGCAGCACGACACGAGCUUUGAUCACGAAGCAAUCCUCGGCAGCAGGGAUGCGGCUGAAGAGUUUGACCAGUUGCCCCCUGAGGAAGCUAAGGCCAGGUUAAAAGAGUUGGCAAUCAAAAUGGACAAGGAUAAAGAUGGAUUUGUUGACAGGCUUGAGCUCAUUGACUGGAUACUACGCUCUUUCAAGUUGCUUACACAAGAGGAGGCCGCUGAGAGGUUUGAAGACGAAGACAAGAAUGGUGAUGGAAAGGUUACAUGGGAUGAGCAUGUGAGCGAAGCCUUUGGAUCACCGCAGAAGAUCUCGGACAGUGACAGUGAAGAUAACGACUUGAGGCUGCUCGAAGAAGAUGAUCGUUAUUUCAAAGCAGCAGAUGUAAAUGGAGAUGGCGUGCUAGACAAGGAUGAAUUUCCCAAGUUCUCCCAUCCAUCGGAGUUCCCAGAAAUGCAGGAGACAUUGUAUGAAGAGACAAUGAAACGCAAGGAUGUGAACAAGGACGGCUACCUGAGCCUUGAAGAGUUCACGACAGAGGACCCGGACAAGCCUCUCAGCAAUGAGCAGUACAUAGCAGAAAAGGAGCGCUUCGAAGUGGACUACGACAAGAACGGGGACAGAAAGCUCGACAAAGAGGAAACUCUCAACUGGCUGCUACCAGGAAAUGAUGAGAUUGCCGAACAAGAAGCAGAACAUCUCAUAGCCAACGGGGAUACCGACAACGAUGGCAAGCUUUCCAUACAAGAGAUUGUUGACCACCAUGAACUCUUUGUUGGGAGUGAGGCGACCGACUAUGGCGAGCAUCUACACAACACCAGCCGAUUCAGUGAUGAGCUAUAGGGUCACGUCAUCAUUUUGUGUAUCGUGUGCGUGUGUCUUCCUGUGAGUUUAUGGAUACAGACUGAAGCAACUCCGGGCGUGGCUGUCCCUCGUGAAAACCGUGUUUUAUAUAAACUUGGUUCUUGCUCGUGUAAGUUUGCGUCAUGUCGUGUUUGUGCGUUAGGCAGGUAUGUCUGCGGGUGCUUCUGGCAAAGUGAAUUAUUCUACAAACAGCUGAAGACCAAGGAUACAAUAAAGAAUCUCUAUGCCUUCUGUU